UCGCUGUGCGCUGUAGUCGCCAGUCAGUGACAAAGUGUCUUUUUAGCGUGAAUCGCCUUCUUUGAAAGUAAACAAAACAAAAAUCAUAAAAAAUGCGUCUGGGCGCUACAGUACCGAAUUUCAAAGCUGAGACCACUCAGGGUCCCAUUAGCUUCUACGAGUGGCAGGGCAACUCUUGGGUCGUACUCUUCUCACAUCCCUCGGAUUUCACACCCGUCUGCACCACGGAGCUCGGUCGCAUUGCCGUCCAUCAACCAGAGUUCGCCAAGCGUAAUGCUAAAUGUCUGGCCCACUCGGUGGAUGACUUGAAAUCGCAUGUGGACUGGGUAAAUGACAUCAAGUCCUACUGCCUGGAUAUUCCCGGAGAAUUUCCUUACCCCAUCAUUGCCGAUCCUCAUCGCGAUCUGGCUGUACUCUUCGGCAUGUUGGAUGAGGAACAGAAACGUGACCCGGAAAUCGGCAAAACCAUUCGUGCGUUGUACAUCAUUAGUCCCGACCACAAAGUGCGCGUUUCGAUGUUCUAUCCCAUGUCGAUGGGACGCAAUGUUGAUGAGAUUCUCCGUUGUCUGGACUCGUUGCAAUUGACUGACAAGUUGAAGGUUGUCGCUACGCCAGCCAACUGGACUCCUGGCACCAAAGUAAUGAUUCUGCCUGACGUGACUGAUGAACAAGCUAAGCAGUUGUUCCCCAAGGGCUUUGACAAGGUAACGAUGCCGUCUGGCGUCAACUAUGUCAGAACAACUGAAAACUACUAGAUUUUUUAUGAUAAAAAUCAAACAAAAUUCAAAAAAGAGAUUUAAAAAAAUUUAAAAAUUAAUAUUAAAAAUUUAAAAAAAAAUUACAAUUUGACUCCAGAAGGAGUUGAGUUGGUGCCCAUUUGUAUAUACAUUAUUCUGUGCUGAUCAUUUUAAAAAUGAUUUUGUGCUUGAUCUUAUUUAUUGUUAUUUAAUAAGUAGAAAACAAAAAAUAAAUUUUGAGUGCAAUUCAAA
Molecule: messenger RNA, 989 nt
Organism: Ceratitis capitata (Mediterranean fruit fly)
Lineage: Eukaryota; Metazoa; Arthropoda; Insecta; Diptera; Tephritidae
Product: peroxiredoxin-6
Exons: 4
Coding region: 93-755 (220 amino acids)
Biological process (GO): cell redox homeostasis; cellular oxidant detoxification
Cellular component (GO): mitochondrion; cytosol
Molecular function (GO): peroxiredoxin activity
Source: RefSeq, a predicted model, not a curated record